AUGCUAAUAUUGAUUUUUGGAGUGUUAUUGCUGAUGAAUGAAGUCGAAAGUCGAGCCCCAUUUCUGAGGGAUCGACCUAGAGGACUUGGCCUUCUACAAUUGCCAACAGGAAUGACCGAUGAACGAUCGGGUCUUUUCUUUCCUGGUUUAACGGUGGCUGGGAAUAAAGCUGGUGAGAAGCCGCAGAGCGUCCCCGAUGUGCACUUGCCCGGUCAGAAGAUGGAUUUCACUGGGAGAUCAGCUUUCAAUCCAUUCACCCACAUUGCCUCAGCUGUCUACAACGAGGAUUUGGUCGAUUCUUGGGGAACUGGGUUUGCUGUGAAUGGUGUCAACAAUUUCAAUCUGGGCGUUCGUCGAAACUUCGACCAAUUCGCCGACGCGCCAUUGUUUCGAAACGACGGAAUGUACCAACCGUUCAUUACUUCUGGCGCCGUUGGAGCCGAGUACGAUUUUGUGAAAAUACGCGAGGUUUCGGGUCACUUGGACAUUCCCCUACCCGGCAUAAACGAGCUUUUCGACUUCGACGGUCGAAUCUUGCUUAAGGGUAACGGAAACGGUAUCCUCAACUCGGCGAUGGAGUUCCCGUUGGUGUUGUCGGAUCCGAACGAGCGCGCGCCGUACACGUUUAAAUAUCUGAAUUUUAUGGCCGAUCGGCACAUGCAAUACGGUCACGUGGUACCGAAUGUGAACCUGAUGGUGGUGCCGAAGAACAAGAUCAUGGAAAGAUUGCGGCAGAAUCGAUUGAAUCCGACAAUGAUCGGA
Mesorhabditis belari is the source of this 762-nucleotide messenger RNA. Lineage: Eukaryota; Metazoa; Nematoda; Chromadorea; Rhabditida; Rhabditidae. The record is from the annotation of a GenBank genome assembly.